Lotus japonicus is the source of this 885-nucleotide messenger RNA. Its product is annotated as cytochrome P450 82A1-like. NCBI's taxonomy places the organism in Eukaryota, Viridiplantae, Streptophyta, Magnoliopsida, Fabales, Fabaceae. The transcript has a single exon. The coding region runs from base 1 to 885 and encodes 294 amino acids. The record is from RefSeq and is a predicted model, not a curated record. Gene Ontology annotation, molecular function: monooxygenase activity; heme binding; oxidoreductase activity, acting on paired donors, with incorporation or reduction of molecular oxygen. Gene Ontology annotation, biological process: defense response to other organism.
AUGGCUUUGGAUAUCCUCCUCUCAUGGUCAACCGAGCCAUUUACAAUCGCAGCCACGUUGUUGUUUUUCUUAUUCCUUCUUUUCUGGUCACUUAAGAGAAGAAGCCACACUUACACACCCACAAAGGCAACACCGCCUCCGGAAGCUGGUGGUGCAUGGCCUUUGAUCGGCCACCUCCACCUUUUAGGUGGUUCCCAACCACCUCACAUCACGCUGGGUAAUAUUGCUGAUAAAUAUGGACCCAUCUUCACCUUGCGUUUAGGUGUUCACCGAACUCUGGUUGUGAGCAACUGGGAAAUGGCUAAAGAGUGUUUUACCGUAAACGACAAAGCGUUUGCUACUCGUCCCAAAACUCUAGCCAAUGAAAUUUUGGCCAAAAACCACUUUGGUUUCGUACCCUACGGUUCAUAUUGGCGUGACGUGAAAAAGAUAGCCACAGUGGAGGUCCUUUCCGCCAAACGAACGGAGAUGCUGAAGCAUGUGAUGGAAUCGGAGGUGAAGGCAGCAAUGAAAGAUAGCUAUGAUUCUUGGGCAAAGAUGAAGGAGAGUGGUACUGAAAAAGUGGUGGUUACUGAGAUGGAGAAAUGGUUUGCGGACAUAACACUGAAUGUGGUGUUCAGAACGGUGUUAGGAAAACGCUUAGUUGCGAGAAUGGGUAGUGAUCGGGAUGAGGAAGAGAACAAAAAUAUUCGGAAGGUAUUUAGGGAAUUCUUUCGUCUCAUGGGGUUAUUUACUAUUUCUGAUGCUCUACCAUAUUUAAGAUGGUUGGAUUUGGAUGGUGAGGAGAAGAAAAUGAGAAAAACAUCUAAAGAAUUAGAUGACUAUGCUACGGUUUGGCUUGAGCAACACAAACAAAAGAGAAAGAAUAAUGGUUCAGGGGAAUGA